Messenger RNA from Ctenopharyngodon idella (grass carp), 5080 nucleotides. It is a transcript of the gene grik4, whose product is annotated as glutamate receptor, ionotropic, kainate 4. The coding region runs from base 787 to 3684 and encodes 965 amino acids. Lineage: Eukaryota; Metazoa; Chordata; Actinopteri; Cypriniformes; Xenocyprididae. The transcript is spliced from 21 exons. Gene Ontology annotation, biological process: monoatomic ion transport; synaptic transmission, glutamatergic; modulation of chemical synaptic transmission. The record is from RefSeq and is a predicted model, not a curated record. Gene Ontology annotation, cellular component: kainate selective glutamate receptor complex; presynaptic membrane; postsynaptic membrane. Gene Ontology annotation, molecular function: transmitter-gated monoatomic ion channel activity involved in regulation of postsynaptic membrane potential; kainate selective glutamate receptor activity.
GAGAAGAGAGCAGCGUGAAGGAGUGCGAGCUGUAUCAGUGCAGGUCCUGAAGCAGAAGAGAGAAGAGAGCUAUCGGGCUCUUACCACACGCGUUUAAAACCUUUAUGUAAAGGUGCUUAUCUCUGGAAAGAGGAAGAAGGAAAGUGAAGGAAACAUAGCAAAAGAGGACCGCCAACCGAUGUUUGACUUAAUUUGACAUGAGAGAGGAUAUCUGUUUCAUUUAUUUCUCACUGGGAUGCGGAUUUUCCCCUUCUUUUCUUGACAGCGUGCGUUUGCCCCGCAUCUCUGGUAUCAUACGGAUAUAUGCGGAGAAAAAAUUAAGAUGAAGUGGCCUUCGAAAGUAGUUUUUGACGGCGUACCGCUCGCUAAUGUUUUAUUUUUUCUUUAAUCGUGUUCAACAGCGUUGCACCGGGCUCUAGGAACGGCGGGAAUUGAUAGGGCACGCGCGCAGUGCUUAUAAAACAACAGCUGAUCAUUGAAGCUCGCAUCAAGCCAAAUAAAACACUAUCAGAAGAAUAAACACCACUGAUUUUGUUAUAGCCUACACAAAUCGCGGAGGCAUAAAAACGACGAGCUUUAAAACAGGUCCGUCCCCCAGCGUUUGGUGGGUUUAGGUGGAGUGGACUAGACUCUGUGAUGUGGAGUGCUGCUCUGGAUCUGAGUGCCCACUACUAGACCAACAACUUCCUGCGCCUCAAGAUGGAUUAGAGCUUCACGCCUCCGGAGAUCAAAGGUGGCUGUGUGAAGGGGGACCCCCAGGGCUGGACCCAUGAGGAGUCAAAGAAGAUGCUCGCAGCCUGGGCGUCUCUGCUCUUCUUAGCCAUGUGGGUGAGAAACGCCACCAGUGGCCCGCUCUCAUUCAGAAUAGCUGCCAUUCUUGAUGACCCGAUGGAGUGUAGCCGCGGGGAGCGAUUGGCCAUCACUCUGGCGAAAGAAAGCAUCAACCGUUCCAGCAACCGCUCCACCACAGGCAAACUGGAGGUGGACAUCUUUGAGCUGCUCCGAGACAGUGAAUACGAGACAGGAGAAACUAUGUGCCAGAUCAUGUCCAAGGGGGUUGUGGCAGUCCUGGGCCCCUCUGCCAGCCCGGCAUCCAACUCCAUCAUCAGUAAUAUCUGCGGUGAGAAAGAGGUGCCAUACGUGAAGGUGGCUCCGGAGGACAUACUGAAGGUGCAGUUUCCUCGCUUUACCACGCUGGACCUCAGGCCCACUAACACAGACAUCAGCAUGGCUGUAGCCGGACUUCUAACGUUCUUUAACAGCAGCACAUCGUGUCUCAUAUGUGCUCAGGCCGAUUGCCUAUUAAACCUGGAGGUGUUACUGCGACAGUUUCUCAUCUCCAAGGAAACCCUCUCUGUUCGCAUGCUGGAUGACAGCCAGGAUCCCACCCCUCUUCUCAAGGAGAUCCGCGAUGACAAGACUGCCACCAUCAUAGUGGAUGCCAACGCCACCAUGUCUCACGUUAUUUUGGAAAGGGCCUCAGAGUUGGGGAUGCUGUCAGUGUACUACACCUACAUCCUGACUUCCUUGGAAUUCUCUCUGCUACGAUUGGACGAUUUAGCUGAUCAACGAGUCAACAUCGUCGGGUUUUCAGUCUUCAACAGGACACAUCCCUUCUUUCAGGACUUCGUCCUCAGCCUCAAUCGAUCCUGGCAGGAGAACUGUGAUCAUGCGCCUUUUGCAGGAACACCACUUUCGUCAGCGCUGCUGUUUGAUGCGGUACAUACAGUGGUGGCAGCCGUGCAGGAGCUGAACCGUAGCCAGAAUGUAGGAGCCACUCAGCUUUCCUGCAAGUCUUCUAAGAUCUGGGAGCACGGCACAAGUCUGAUGAACUACCUGAGGAUGGUAGAGUUGGAAGGUCUAACAGGCCACAUCGAAUUCAACAGUAAAGGCCAGCGCUCGAACUAUGCCCUCCGGAUCAUGCAGAACAGCAGGGAUGGCCUAAGGCAGAUCGGUCAGUGGCAUUCAGAGCAGGGACUGUCUAUGGAGAAGAAGCUUCCAUCACUUAACGUGACAGACACACUAUUCAACACCACUCUCACCAUAACUACCAUCCUGGAGAAUCCUUAUGUAAUGCUGAGAGCCAAUCACCAGGAACUAGAAGGGAACGAGCGCUAUGAGGGCUUCUGUGUGGACAUGCUGAAGGAGUUGGCAGAUAUCCUGAAGUUCAAGUACCGUAUUCGGCUAGUUGGGGAUGGCUUGUACGGGGUGCCCGGCGCCAAUGGCACCUGGACGGGCAUGGUGGGAGAGCUCAUCAGCAGGAAGGCUGAUUUGGCUGUGGCCGGCCUGACCAUCACGGCUGAGAGGGAGAAGGUCAUUGAUUUCUCCAAACCCUUCAUGACUCUGGGAAUCAGCAUCAUGUACCGAGUACACAUAGGAAGAAGACCGGGGUAUUUCUCCUUUUUGGAUCCAUUCUCUCCUGGGGUUUGGCUUUUCAUGUUGCUGGCAUACCUGGCAGUCAGCUGCGUGCUCUUUUUGGUGGCGAGGCUAACACCCUACGAAUGGUACAACCCGCACCCCUGCCUGAAGGGGCGCUGUAACCUGCUGAUUAACCAGUAUUCUCUGGGCAACAGUUUCUGGUUUCCUGUGGGGGGUUUCAUGCAGCAAGGCUCCACCAUCGCCCCCAGAGCCCUGUCCACACGCUGCGUCAGUGGAGUAUGGUGGGCCUUCACCUUGAUCAUCAUCUCUUCCUACACAGCCAACCUGGCGGCCUUUCUCACUGUGCAGAGGAUGGAGGUGCCCAUUGAGUCAGUGGACGAUCUGGCUGACCAGACAGCCAUCGAAUACGGCACCAUGCAUGGCGGGUCCACCAUGACCUUCUUCCAGAACUCCCGGUACCAGACGUACCAGCGCAUGUGGAACUUCAUGUACUCCAAGCAGCCCAGUGUGUUCGUGAAGAGCACAGAGGAGGGCAUCGCCCGAGUACUCAACUCCAAUUACGCCUACCUGCUGGAGAGCACCAUGAACGAGUACUACCGCCAACGCAACUGCAACCUCACCCAGAUAGGAGGCCUGCUGGACACCAAGGGCUAUGGCAUUGGCAUGCCUCUGGGUUCUGUCUACAGAGAUGAGUUUGACCUGGCCAUACUGAAACUACAGGAGGAUAACCGCCUAGAGAUCCUGAAGAGGAAAUGGUGGGAUGGUGGCAAGUGUCCGAAAGAGGAGGAUCAUCGAGCGAAAGGUCUGGGCAUGGAGAACAUCGGUGGGAUCUUUGUGGUGCUUGUGUGUGGUCUGCUGGUGGCCAUCUUCAUGGCAGUGCUGGAGUUUGUUUGGAUGCUGCGUCAUACGCCAGGAACAGAGCUGUCCGUGUGCGAGGAGAUGCUACGAGAGCUGCAGGGCAUCGUGCUGUGUCAGGACAGUCUGCAGUUACGGCGCAGGCGCGGAGCCAGCGUUCUGCGACCGCAGCCUCUGCCCCUGGACGAGCGGCGGGCGCGGGCGGCGGCGGCGAGCCUCAGCAACGGCAAGCUGUGCACAGGCACCGGCCUGCCCGAACCCCUCUCCCACAGACUGGCGCAGGAGGCCGCCCUGGUGGCGCGAGGGUGCAGUCACAUUCGCAUCUGCCCGGAGUGCCGGCGCUUCCAGGGCAUUCGAGUGUGCCCUGCCGGCCCCCCAGGAGCUUCGCCCACCCACAGUGAGGAGAGUAUAGAGUGGGAGAAGGGCACCAACAACAGUGAACACGAAUAACCUUUCUUACCUGUGUCGGAUAGAUGUUAAACGACGGCUUUGCUGGACCCAGGGAUUAUGGGAGCAUUGGCUCCGGAGAAGGAGCUAAAGGAGAUGCUGUCCGUGCUGCUCGAUUCGGCCCAGGAGCUGCGUCUGGUUUCUGUACACUGUCCUUACAGCCCUCUGCUUUUGGGGGACACAGCAGAGGGGCUUUGUACUAUGCAGUAUAUUGUCUUACUGUGCUGUUGAUUUAUUUUUAAAUUAUUCCUCUUUUGUUGUGAAACCACUAUAUUGCUAUUAUCUCCUUCUCACGACAUCUGUUUAGUUUGGUUUUUCACACAGACGCGUACAGCGGACGACUGCAGACUCGAUCCACUAUCGCUCAACCUUUUUAGAGUGCCAAAAUACUUUGUAUUAAUUUUGUGCUGUCGCCUUCUCAUGCCGGCCCCUGGCGGAGUAACUAUUAAGAGAACUGAACACAAAAACAACUGCGAUCUGUUUUUAUUAAUAGUCAUAUUCUAUUAAAAAGGUUUUUGGGAUGUUUCUGAAUGUUUGAUGUGCAUGUAUGAGGGUUUUAGAUGCUAUUGAAUGGAGAAAAACAAGAGUUUCCAGACACUUUUUACACUUUGCUUUUCAUUCUUUUGAGUUAGAUUCAUAUCGUUGCACUCUUUGGAUAUGAAAAUUGCACAUAGUUGUGGAAAAGUGGAAUAUUAUGCUCCCAUUUAAGAAAUUUGCAUUCGGAAACUAACUAGGAUUAAUAACGAUUUCUAUUGACCCUUAUUUUUGUCAUUCUAGCAGGAUUCUUGGAGGUAUCAAGUGUGUUCGCUUUCAAAAAACAUGUCGGGAAAGUGAGAUCUUGAGUUGAUUUUGUUCCUGGCGAGGUCUUGCGUUCAUCUGUACCACUCAAUACAUGAUGAAAUCAACAGGGUCACUCCAUCUAGACAUAACUGUGUGAUGAGACAUUGGAGAUUGUGGGCCUAUGUACAUCAGGUAUUUCUUUAUAUUACAUAACAGCUCAUAAUGUUUGAAGUUAUUGGGGGUUUUCUUUCUUAUUAUUAUUUGAUACCAGAAACGUCCAUUUGUUCAUGUGAUGUCUUUGGUUCAUCCUUCUUUUUUUUCAAAGAGAGACAUCUGGUGAACAACCUUUUAAAAAUGGAUUCAACCAAUCAGUUUUAUCAACGUACCACAGCUGAUGCAGAAUUUGGAUACCAAAAUGAAUUUAUUUUAUUAGGCAUGAUGUUAUCCUCAACUUGCAGUGCCAAAUUGUAAUAAAUUGCCUUCAUGUUUUGGAGAGCCAUUAGAGGUGACUUAUUACCCAUGUUGAUUUUUCUGUGCAUUUCUAUUGAUCUGAAUCCAUUUCUAAAUGAUAUUUCAAUACGGUGUUAGUGCCUGACAAAAAUAAAUGGCAUUGUGUUCA